UUUCUCCUUGCUUCUGCAGGCCGGGGGAGAAAGCAGCUGGGGGCAGUCCAAUCUUGGCCGUGCUUGGGGAGGGGGUCGAACAAGAAGGGAAAAAAGACGGAGAGAAUUUCCCCUCUUUUUUUUUUCUUUUUUGUUUUUGUUUGCACCACUUCCAACCGAUGACUGUAGAGUAAAGGGAACCUGGAGCGGGGCGGCAAGUAGCGCUUUGGGAAAAUGCAAGAGUGUGUUUGGAGACGCGAAGUUGCCUUUCAAGCUCUGGCCUCCGGGGCACGCGAUGCUCCGCGGCGGGCUGACUCAGGGCUGCUUGGGCCUCCCUGCCACCCUCCUGGAAAUGAUGCAAGUCUGACUGUCACCUGGAUCCCUGCAGCCCAGCCCGGAAUCCGUCUGGGUUGGGAGAGGGAUGAGAAACGACACCCCAGGUGUUGCACGGCCCACCAAAGCAGAAGGGGCCGUUGCUCAGGCCAAGUACUGUACCUAGUGCUUCUGUUUCUAUCUUCAAUAGUGCUUUAUUUUUUUAAUGCAAAGCGUCACAACGCUAGGAGUUCCCAUACGUGCUCAGUUGGCCCAGAGCAUCUCUGUGCCCAGGAAACUGCUCCAAUCAAGGCCUCGGAGCUGGGAAUCUCACUAAAUUCCAAAUGGUGGAAAGAAACUUUUCCAGCCCGAUGCAGUGUGAUGCGAGCCAGGGAUCCGGAGGACGCUGUCCCAGAGCAGUCCGACCCUCUUGCCCUUCUUUAGCUGUAACUAGCGCCGGGAUUCGCUUCUAUAAUAAUGUGCUGAAGUCGGUGCGGCCAUUGCCCGGGAGCCCCCGCACACGCGCGCUUAUCUCCGGCCGCGCUCGCACUCACACGCACGCGAACGCCCGGCGGCCGCCAGGUCGGCAACUUUGUCGGGCGCUCCCAGCGGCGCUCGGCUUCCUCUCGUAGUAGUUGGGCGCAGGCCCCGCCUCCCGGCCGUGUUGUCAAACGGGCCGGGGUCUCGGAUUGGUCCAGCCGCCGGGACAACACCUGCUCGACUCCUUCAUUCAAGUGACACCAGAGCUUCCAGGGAUAUUUGAGGCACCAUCCCUGCCAUUGCCGGGCAUUCGCGGCGCUGCUAACGGCCUGGUCACAUGCUCUCUGGAGAGCUACGGGAGGGCGCUGGGUAACCUCUAUCGGAGCCGCGGCCGCGAGGAAGAGGGAAAAGGCAAGCUAGGAGGAAGAGUGGGAGGAGGAAGGGAAGCGGCGGAGGAGGAAGAGGAGGAGGAGUAGGAGGAAGCGAGCACAAAGAAUCCAGGUCUCCCGGCGAGAGGUUUAUACCAAGAACCAUGUGUGCCGAGAGGCUGGGCCAGUUCGUGACCCUGGCUUUGGUGUUGGCCACCUUCGACCCGGCGCGAGGGACCGACGCCACCAACCCUCCCGAGGGUCCCCAAGACAGGGGCUCCCAGCAGAAAGGUCGCCUAUCCCUGCAGAACACAGCGGAGAUCCAGCACUGUUUGGUCAACGCUGGCGAUGUGGGGUGUGGCGUGUUUGAAUGUUUCGAGAACAACUCUUGUGAGAUUCGGGGCUUACAUGGGAUUUGCAUGACUUUUCUGCACAACGCUGGAAAAUUUGAUGCCCAGGGCAAGUCAUUCAUCAAAGACGCCUUGAGGUGUAAGGCCCACGCUCUGCGGCACAGGUUCGGCUGCAUAAGCCGGAAGUGCCCGGCCAUCAAGGAGAUGGUGUUCCAGUUGCAGCGGGAAUGCUACCUCAAGCACGACCUGUGCGCGGCUGCCCAGGAGAACACGCGGGUGAUAGUGGAGAUGAUACAUUUCAAGGACUUGCUGCUGCACGAACCCUACGUGGACCUCGUGAACUUGCUGCUGACCUGUGGGGAGGAGGUGAAGGAGGCCAUCACCCACAGCGUUCAGGCUCAGUGUGAGCAGAACUGGGGAAGCCUGUGCUCCAUCCUGAGCUUCUGCACCUCGGCCCUGCAGAGGCCCCCCACGGUGCCGCCCGAGCGCCAGCUCCAGGUGGACAGAGCCAGGCUCCCCAGGGCCCACCACGGGGAAGUGGGCUAUCGCCUCCCGGAGCCCAGCAGCAGGGAGGCCGGCCAAGGCGCCAAGGGCGAAGGAGGUAGCAAGAGCCACCCAAACGCCCAUGCUCGGGACAGAGCCGGGGGUCUGGGUGCCCAGGGACCUUCUGGAAGCAGCGAGUGGGAGGAUGAACCGUCCGAGUAUUCUGAUAUCCGGAGGUGAAAUGAAAGGCCUGGCCACGAAAUCUUUCCUCCACGCUGUCCAUUUUCUUAUCUAUGGACAUUCCAAAACAUUUACCAUUAAAGAGGGGGGAUGUCACACGCAGGAUUUUGUGGGGCUUGUGGACUUCAUGAAGGUGUACGUUAGCGGAACGAACAGGUGAGGUGGAGACUCUGGGGCAGCGAGGUCUCGGUGGUGCCUGGCGGAUUCUGCCCUUCCACGCGCUCGCGGGAGCGCACCCCACGUCCUCCUCGCCACUUGUCUUCUUUCCAUCCACGGAGCCAGUGGGUGUCAGCCGCUCUGCUGUGCGGGAGGAGAGGAGGGAGCGGGCAGGGUGGGGCAGGCCCACCUGGGCUGGACCACACAGUUGGUGCCGGGCCCCACCCGGAGCUUCUGGUGCAGCAGCUCCUGGUGCUGUCUCCGUGGAGGUCAGGGCAGCAGUGAAUGUGAAACUAUUGCUGGGAACUCAGGAGCAGGCUGGAGAGGAGGCAGGGGCCGAGGGGUGCUUGGUGCCAAACCGAAAUUCGGUUUCUUGCAUGGGACCUUGCAGUUCAGAGCUGCUCGGCGGGCGGGGGGAAGAGUGUAAUUUCUAUGUGUAACUUCUGAGCCAUUGUUCUGUCUGGGGGACACUGUCCAAGGAAGUGGCCCCUAUAAGUUUAUAUUUUAACCACUGCUUCAAAUCUCAAUUUCACUAUUUUAUUUAUCCAGUUAUAUCUACAUAUCUGUCGUCUAAAUAAAUGGCUUUCAAACAAA
This is a messenger RNA of Propithecus coquereli (Coquerel's sifaka), 2962 nucleotides long. RefSeq names its product stanniocalcin 2 (gene STC2). Gene Ontology annotation, cellular component: extracellular region. Gene Ontology annotation, biological process: intracellular calcium ion homeostasis. Bases 1304 to 2212 code for a protein of 302 amino acids. The record is from RefSeq and is a predicted model, not a curated record. The transcript has 4 exons. Gene Ontology annotation, molecular function: hormone activity. Lineage: Eukaryota; Metazoa; Chordata; Mammalia; Primates; Indriidae.